AAUCAUGAAAAACAGGAUGGCAGCAUGGCCACCGGAAGAUCACGAAGCAUUUUUUCUGGUAUCAUUCAAUCGUUCAACUCAAAGUUGAAGUUUUCAAACAAUUCUGAUUUGGUUGGUCUUGACGAAAAUGCGGUUCCGAACAGACGCUCACCUUUGAUUUAUUCACAAAUCGUUCCCCUUGAACGAAGCUUGUUGAAAUUUGCCGCUUCGGAAUCUGGUACAACUGGUGUUGGUACUGUCUUAGUCAUCAACACUGGUGGAGCCAUCGGAAUGCAGAAGGUUGAGGACGUCUAUAGACCCAAACAGCACUUUUUGACAAAAUAUCUUAUUCAAAUGCCUAUCUUCAAUGACUUAAAAUUUUGGGAUAGAGCUCCGAAAACAACCAGCGAGCAUUCGCCGGACCGAGGCCGUUAUUCAACUCAAACACCUUCAACUGUAUCAGUUCCUCUUGCAAUGCCCUUAAAUGAGAAUGGUCGUCGAAUUAUCUACCGUUUUCUGGAAUACAAUACUCUUUUAGACUCCUCUGAUUGCAACCUCGAAGUGUGGAUUAAGCUGGCUUUGGAUAUUGAACAAUUUUACGACCACUUCGAUGGCUUUGUAAUUCUCCACGGGACAGAUACACUGCCCUAUGCGGCCUCAGCACUAUCUUUCAUUCUGGAGAAUCUUUCUAAGCCCAUUGUCAUGACGGGAAGUGAAUUGCCUAUAGACAGAUUGCGAAAUGAUGGACGCCACAAUUUGCUGGGAUCGCUGCUUAUUGCUGGAGGAGGUUAUGAUAUUCCUGAAGUGACGGUCUUUGUUCAAAAUGAGGGUUUUCUACAUUCCUUUAUCUCAGCUGUUUUGGGUGGCUCACUGCUUCCAAUUGAGUUUAUUGCUGACUAUGAGACCGAAAGUUUCACCACUUUGUUUACAAUUUGGAAAUGGGUAUUUGAUGAUUUCACAAAGUUAAGAGUUCCGAAUAGCCUUUUCCUAAUUUUACAGCUCUACCGCGGAAAUCGAAUAGUUAAAAUGGCUACCACCGAUCUUGUGGCAUUCACCUCCCCGAAUUCGAAACCUCUAGCAGAGAUGAAGGAGGUGGUCAACGUUUAUGAAGAUCGUAUCUUCCGUCGAACUAAGCACAACUCGAAGAAGUUAACUAUUCAAACAAACCUCUGCCCCGAUGUCGCCAUUCUUCGUCUCUUCCCGUCAAUUUCUGUUGAAGCAGUGAGGAGCUUUUUCAAACCACCAAUGAAGGGUAAGCUGCAUGUAGUCUGA
Rodentolepis nana is the source of this 1251-nucleotide messenger RNA. NCBI's taxonomy places the organism in Eukaryota, Metazoa, Platyhelminthes, Cestoda, Cyclophyllidea, Hymenolepididae. The record is from the annotation of a GenBank genome assembly.